UUUCCAUCCUACUGAUCCUUUUUCUAUCCUUAGAUCAUAACGGUUCACUUAUCUUUUUGUUUGUACCUUUUUUCAUUAUAGUCUUUUGGACUAAUUUUUGGGGAAUUGCAAAAUAGGAACUUUAGCGAAUGAAGGUUGCCAACCAAAUACAUGGCUCUUUUCAUCUUUGAAAUCAUUUUGUAAGAAAAAAGAUUGAAGCGUUUGUUGAACCAAAUCUUGCUGCUAUUUUUAUCAAGCUCUUAUGUUUUCUUCAAGCAUUAUUUUCCAAAAAAUUUCAGCUGGUUUGCCGGGAAACAAUUCAAGGUACGGAUAAUUUGGUUUAUUAAUAGGUAUUCUCUCUUUAAGAGGUUUUGGUUCUUUUUUGUUUGGAAAAAUUGAUCUUUGCGGUUUCAUAUUUUCGAAAAUCCAUUCGUGUUAAAAACUAGGCAUAACUGCGCAACUCAACAUUGUAAUAUACGAACAAACUAUGAAUUUUUAUGCUCUUUUGCCUUCCAAGCUUGAUGUCAAUGCGGACAACAUAACCGAGAAGUUCUGCCAGUUCUGUUUAUGUUGCAAUCCUUGGUAUGCUGGAGCGGAUACAAGACUAUUGGCAAAUGCUUUUAACUCUAUUCCAAAAUCUGAGGGCCAAAAGUUUGAUAUCUGGGUCUUGUUUUUGUUGAUUCGGCAGUAUCAUCAAAAGGUAAUCAGUUCCUGGUCCAAAUUGGUUGGUUUCUUAGGAGUGGAAAGAAAAGAUGAGCAAUCUACUCAAAAGAUCCAACAGUAUGUUGUUCGCUUGAAACGAUGGAUGAAUCAAAUGCACGUGGACGCUUUCUUUGAUUAUCUUUUGAAUCGACCGAAUGAGUAUUAUUUGGAAAUACCAGAAAGUCAGCCUCAAUUGCGAUCUAGUGUCAAUAUAAAUGAUGACUUGGUUAUUAAAGCUUUACGUGCGGGUCUGGUACCUCAUCAUAAUAAUUCGAUCAAUGCAUUGCAUACUUCAAGCUCUCCAUCCAACUGGAUGCCUUCAGCGGACCACAAUCUUGAGACUGAUAGCCAAAGUCUCGGAUUCGUAACCCAUUCUGAAACUCAAAACUGUCCUAGUCCUCACUCACUUCUGAUGCCUACCUCACAAAACAUUACGGCUGAUCCCGUUCAACAUCAGCGACACCAUCCUUCAACUGUUCCUAAUUCACCGCUUCCGCAGAGUACGAAUAUGUUUGAGUCAUCGAAUGAAGCGGCUCAGCUGUCUAGAACGACAUCCCAUCCCAAUAGACAUGAAACUUCUUUUCGGGAUUCCGAAUCUGUUUCCGUUGCCGACUCGAUAGACCCUACCAACACUUGGCAGCAGUGGCCUGACGAAUUAAGAGAUGUUACUUCUCCAAAGGAAAGCGAAACAUUGAGUGACUCUUGGUCUCGGUCCGCGAACGUUGAUGCUGUUGAGCAAGAAAGAGGGCUUCCACGGAAACGAGGGCGUCCCCCUGGUGCUCGAAACAAAUUAAGACAGUUAAAUUCCGAAGUAUCAAUUCCCUUGAACAUAGAUACGAAUUGGUACGAACGAUUUGACAAAUCAAUGCAUGCUCAAAAUACCAUGUUACGAGCCGCAUUUUCGCAUGCAGCUCAUUUACCAACAGAAAAGGUGAAUCAGUUACUAAAUAGUUACACAGACGAAAUCUCUACUUACGUACCUACAAGUUUUCCAUCCUCACGGAUUAACAGCAUGAGAAACAUUUCCCAUACCAUGCUUGCUCUCGUUUCCUCGCAGCUUGAAAUUAUCGAAGCCAAUAAUGAUAGACUUAUCUGGUCUGUCCAUCAAGGACCUCUUAGUGCAACCAUUUGUCAUACUUUCAACGCCGAAAAAACUCCAAACUUGCACGCUUUAGCUGAGCCUACUCUUUUAAAAGAUGCUACCAUUCAAAGGACAAAGUCUGCUGUGGGUACAUUAGGAUCAUUGGACACGGUAUCAACACUGAAAAUGGAGAUUGCAAAGCUGAAUGCUGAGUUACGCCAAAAAAACAAUGAAAUUGAAAACCUAAAACGGAAAGUUAUGAAUGCCAUUUUCAAUUAGAUUCUUCUUUUAAGAGUCUGUGAUCUACUUACCUCUAUAGAACAUUUGAAGUCUUUACAUUCUUACAGUUUUUGUUCGCUAUUUAUCAAUUUCUAUUCUUUCAAUUAAUAAUUAAUAUCUAAUAAAAUGAAUUUACAUUUACCUUCUAACUAUUUGCUUUUCG
Schizosaccharomyces cryophilus OY26 is the source of this 2204-nucleotide messenger RNA. RefSeq names its product ARS binding protein Abp2. Bases 467 to 2041 code for a protein of 524 amino acids. The transcript has a single exon. The record is from RefSeq and is a predicted model, not a curated record. NCBI's taxonomy places the organism in Eukaryota, Fungi, Ascomycota, Schizosaccharomycetes, Schizosaccharomycetales, Schizosaccharomycetaceae. Gene Ontology annotation, molecular function: DNA replication origin binding.